UUGUAUCAUCCCACCACUCUCGAUCUUCACACCCACAUUCAAUUCUCCAAUUAUUUUUUUCCCAUCACCUCUUUUUAGGGUUUCGAUUUUUAUUUAUCCCCUUUAACUCACCGAUUUUUACUAAAAAUUUAGGACUUGUUUAGGGUUUUUGUGCGUACAAUCAAGUUCUGAUUGAUUGGGAACCGGUUUUUCGUUUUCAUUGUCUGUUUGUGGAGGAUCAAUUUUGGGUAAUUGGGUUGGCUGAUGUUUGCUUCGGGUAUGGAUUCAGCGCGGGAAACCGGCGGAAUGGCUGGUGGUGGAGUGCUGAUUCCGGUGACGUUCACUUGGCCGCAUGGCGGGAAGACUGUGCAUCUUACUGGUUCUUUCGGCAGGUGGUGCGAGACGAUGCAAAUGUCGCAGCUUGAAGGUUGCCCUAACGUGUUUCAGGUUGUUUGGAGCCUGCCUCCUGGUUACCACCAGUACAAAUUUUUCGUUGAUGGGGAAUGGCAACAUGAUGAACAGCAACCCUUCGCAACUAGUGAGUAUGGGAUAGUUAACACUCUCGUUUUGGCUACAGAGCCUACUUACAUACCACCUAGUCCAGUGACAUCUACUUCCACAUCUAACAUGGAGGUGGAUAACAAUGCCUUUCGUCAUAUGCCAAAUCAACCAAUCUCUAGCAUUCCAGAGGACAUACAUGCAUCCCAGAACCGUAUUUCCCUUUUCUUGUCAACACAUACAGCUUAUGAGUUGCUACCCGAGUCAGGCAAGGUUGUUGCAUUGGAUGUAGAUUUGCCUGUAAAACAAGCAUUUCAUAUUCUGUAUGAGCAGGGUAUCCCUAUUGCUCCUCUUUGGGAAUUCUCCAAGGGCCAGUUUGUUGGAGUACUCAGUGCAUUAGAUUUCAUAUUAAUUCUAAGAGAGGUUAGGCCAUAUGAUAACCUUAAAGAUGUAGCUCUGAAAAUUUUGCAAAAUGGGGUGGCUACAGUUCCUGUUAUCCAUUCAUCUUCGGAGGAUGGCUCCUUUCCCCAGCUAUUGCAUCUUGCUUCACUCUCUGGAGUACUCAAAUGUCUGUGCAGGUAUUUCAAACACUCUUCUGGCUCAUUGCGUAUACUACAGCUGCCAAUUUGUGCAAUUCCUAUUGGCACAUGGGUUCCCAGCAUCGGAGAACUUAACAAUCACCGGCCAUUAGCAAUGUUGAGGCACAGUGCUACUCUCAGUUCAGCAUUAAAUUUGUUAGUUGAAGCUGAAGUAAGUUCAGUACCUAUAGUAGAUGAUAAUGACUCAUUACUGGAUAUUUAUUGUCGGAGUGAUAUAACAGCUUUGGCAAAAGACAGGGCUUACACACACAUCAAUCUUAGUCAAAUGACCAUUCAAGAGGCAUUGCAGCUGGGACAAGAUUCACACUCGUCUUAUGAGAUGCGGAGUCAAAGAUGUCAAAUGUGUUUGCGCACUGAUUCACUGCUUAAAGUGAUAGAGCGAUUAGCAAAUCCAGGUGUUCGACGUCUUGUUGUUGUGGAAGCUGGAAGUAAGCGGGUAGAAGGCAUCAUUACACUCAGUGACAUCUUCAGAUUCUUUCUUGGUUAAUCCAAAGUAGUCCCAGAAGAUCAAUCUAGAAGGGGUUUGUGCCAUGAACAUUGGACUCCUAUUUUGUUCUAGGUACCAUCUCCUGCUCCAUGGUCCGAAGGAGACUAGAGUGCUUGACACAUUGAUCUGUUCUGAUCUCAUUUCUUUGAAAUACACCAUUGGAUUAGCCUCUUGUUUUGUCGCCUUCUUUUUUAGAAUUUUAGGCCUAAGAAAGAGGCGUGUAAUUUAAGAUGAUAUAUGGGAUUUAAUUCUCAUCCAAAUUUGUUAUCUUCCCCACCUUCCCCGUUCAACACAUUCUACCACCAAUUGUAGAUGCCAUCUUCUCUGAGAGGAACAGAACACUUAUGACCUCUACAUAGUUCAUUGAUGCUGUCUAGUUAUGAAGGAAAAAAGAGAUGGGGAGGAGAAAUUUAACAAUUACUUAUUCUGUACCAUACUCCCUCUAUGUAGCUACUUUUGCAUGUUGCUUCUUUUUUCAAUUUCUUUUGCAUUUCCUACCAAUUAUUUUAGAAGACCUAGACUUUAUUCGACAUUAACCCAUGUUUAAAUUAAAUAAAAAGUGUGGUACAAU
Molecule: messenger RNA, 2134 nt
Organism: Rubroshorea leprosula
Lineage: Eukaryota; Viridiplantae; Streptophyta; Magnoliopsida; Malvales; Dipterocarpaceae
Source: the annotation of a GenBank genome assembly